AUUGUUCCCCAGUCCUUUGCAAAUAAGUGUCUUCCAGGAACUCUCUGGCCAUUCCACUCCGGGAGCUGUCUCGCUAGUGAAAAUGUCUGCCGACCAGAGGUUCGCCUUUGUAAUAUGCAUUCUAGAAAUAAGUCUCCUGAGAGCGGGGCCCACUCCCAGUAAUGAGUCGGCAGAAACAAGCGGCACACCAUUGCCCAUAGACUGCAGGAUGAGCUCCUGGAGUGCGUGGUCAAAAUGUGACCCUUGCCUCAAACAAAUGUUUCGUUCGAGGAGCAUUGAGAUCUUUGGACAAUUUAAUGGGCGAAAGUGUGUGGAUGCCGUGGGAGACCGACGGCAGUGUGUGCCCACAGAGGCCUGCGAAGACCCCGAGGAUGACUGUGGCAACGACUUUCAGUGUGGUACAGGCAGAUGCAUAAAGAAUCGACUUCUGUGUAAUGACGACAAUGACUGCGGAGACUAUUCAGAUGAGGAUAACUGUGAACGUGAUCCUCGCCCCCCUUGCCGCAACAGAGUGGUGGAAGAGUCAGAACUGGCACGGACGGCAGGAUAUGGGAUCAACAUCCUAGGCAUGGAUCCACUCAGCACCCCUUUUGACAACCAGUACUACAAUGGACUCUGUGACCGAGUUUGGGAUGGCAACACCUUGACGUACUACCGCAGGCCCUGGAACGUGGCUUCGCUGACCUAUGACACGAAAGCUGACAAGAACUUCAGAACUGAAAAUCGUGAAGAAGAGAUACAGGUACUCAGAACUAUUAUCAAAGAGAAGAAAUUAAAUUUUAAUGCAGAUUUAAGUAUAAAAUAUACACCUGUUGAAGCAACUGAAAAGCAUAAAUGUAUGGAUUGUGGACAUUCUAACAAAGAAUACAUCUCAAGUCCUUCCAACAAGGGUGCUGAGGCUGCAUUUCGAUUUACAUAUUCCAAAGAUGAAAUUUACAAACUGUUGUCAUCAUUUUCUUCUAAGCAGGAAAAAAUGUAUCUGCAUGUAAAAGGAAAAGUUCACCUGGGAAGAUUUGUGAUGAGAAGUCGGGAUGUCAUGCUGCAAACAACUUUCUUGGAUUCUAUAAAUACUCUGCCAACUACUUAUGAAAAAGGGGAAUAUUUUGCAUUUUUGGAAACCUAUGGAACCCACUACAGUAGCUCUGGAUCUCUUGGAGGAUUCUAUGAACUAAUAUAUAUUUUGGAUAAAAAGUCCAUGGAGCGGAAAGGUAUUGAACUGAGGGACGUACAGAGAUGCCUCGGGUUUAAUCUGGAUUUGUCUCUGAGGGUUGGAGUUGAAGUUACAGGAAAUAUUGGUUUAAACCCUUGCUCAAAGAAGGGUAGCGGUGAAACGGAUACGAACCCAGAGGCUGACCUCUUCGAUGAUGUUAUUACAUUCAUAAGAGGAGGAACCAGAAAAUAUGCAACUGAGCUGAAAGAGAAACUUCUCCAAGGAGCCAGAAUGAUUAAUGUGACUGACUUUGUAAACUGGGCCUCUUCCUUAAAUGAUGCUCCGGUGCUCAUAAGCCAAAAACUGGCUCCGAUAUAUGAUCUGAUUCCAGUGAAAAUGAAAGACGCACACCUCAAGAAACAAAAUUUGGAAAGAGCCAUUGAAGACUACGUCAAUGAAUUCAGUUUAAGGAAAUGCCAACCAUGCCAAAAUGGAGGGACUGUGGUUCUGCUGGACGGAGAAUGCGUGUGUUCCUGCCCAAAAGAGUUCAAGGGAGUGGCCUGUGAAAUAAAAAAAUAGAAAAUUUCUAAAGAGUUGGCCUGCAAUGCAGGAGACCCAGGUUCGAUCCCUGGGUUGGGAAGAUCCCCUGGAGAAGGAAAUGUCAACCACUCCAGUAUUCUUGCCUGGAGAAUCCCAUGGACAGAGGAGUCUGGCAGGCUCCAGACCAAGAAAACUGAGAUUCUUCACAUUUUACAGCUAAUCCCCUGGAAUUGUAUUUCAAUAUUUUGCUUUUUUCAAGGAGGAGCGACUUUAGCCAUCUUUCUAAAACUGAGGAUUUUAAUUAGAAUCCUAAUAGAAAAGUAAGUUUUAGCUCAACUGUUAAUUAUUACAAGAUUAGCUGGAUUAAUUUCUUUUGAAAAUCAUAACUUACUUUUUUUUAUUGAAUAAGCAGUUUCCUACAACAAAAUGUCUGAAACAAUUAUGCAGUUUCCUCAAAGAUUUCACAGCCUCAAGUUUAUCGUUCAACCACCCUUUCAACAAAGGUCCGUAUAGUCAAAGCUCUGGUUGUUCCGGUAGUCAUGUAUGGAUGUGAGAGUUGGACUAUAAAGAAAACUGAGUGCCAAAGAAUUGAUGCUUUUGAACUGUGAUAUUGGAGAAGACUCUUGAGUGUCCCUUGGACUGCAAGGAGAACCCACCAGUCCAUCCUAAGGGAAAUCAGUCCUGAAUAUUCAUUGGAAGGACUGGUGCUGAAGCUGAAACUCCAAGACUUUUGGCCACCUGCUGUGAAGAACUGACUCAUUUGAAAAGACCCUGAUGCUGGGAAAGAUUGAAAGCAGGAGGAGAAGGGGAUGACAGAGGAUAAGAUGGUUGGAUGGCAUCACUGACUCAAUGAACAUGAGUUUGAGUAAGCUCCAAGAGUUGGUGAUGGACAGGGAGGCUGACGUGCUGCAGUCCAUGGAGUCACAAAGAGUCGGACGCAACUGAACUGACAGAAAAUUUUUUUGUAUUUACAAAGAAAAUUUUAAAAUUUUCGCAUUACAAGUGUCUUUUGCCCUUCUUAGCAAAUGCAGAAACUCAAGAAUAUGCUGACAAUAUACAUGUUAAUAUUUCUCAGAAAUUUUAGGAUAACUGAUUUAUCCUAUAUAUUAACUCUGUCUCUCACCUAUCUAAAAUGUCAAUCCUAUGUUCUGUAUUCCAAGCAGCAUUUGUAGCAAAAACUUCAUAUUCAGGACCUCUGUUUUCUACCUAUUUCUCUAUAUGUGGAAUAUCCUUCAGCUUUCUGUAAUUUCUUCAGCUCUGUCUUCUAAUUUUUCAGCUACAUAGGAUAUAGUCUUAUAUCCUAUAACCAAUGAGAAUUUUCUCAAAUUUAUUUUAAUCAUAAACUAAUUAUAAUUAAUUAUAAAUAAAUUUAAUUUCUAUUUGAGUGGUUUCUUUUUUAAGUCUGUUUUUUUCUUUCCUGGCCUACUGGAUGUUUCCUAUUUCUGUUUCUUUAAACAUGCUGGUGGUGGUUUAGUCACUAAGUCAUGUCCAACUCUUGUGGCCCCACGGACUAUAGCCUGCCAGGUUCCUCUGUCUAUGGGAUUUUCCAGGCAAGAAUACUGAAGUGGGUCAUCAUUUCCUUCUCCAGAGGAUCUUCCCGACACAGGGAUCAAACCCGGAUCUCCUGCAUUGCAAGUAGAAUCUUUACCUACUGGCUACCAGGGAAGCCCUUUGAACAUGCUGAACAUGUUCAUAUAAAAGUCUCUCUCAGAUUGGCCUAGAAUAUAUGGUUUCUACACGUACUCAUUCUCAUGGCAUUUUUUUCUCCCUUGAGUAUUAAUAGUUUUUUUUAUCUCAGGCCUAGUCUCCAGUGAAAUUUGUUUCCUGUGGGAACCUUGUAUAUUCUGGGUAGAGAUGGUAAUCCUAGGGUUGUUUGUCUCUAGGGGUAUCCUGUUGUUUUUAUCACUUUGCACCAUUUUUUCAUGUAAAUUUCUUUAUUUGGAUUCUACAUUUUGUAUUCAUGGAUAAUGACAAUCAAGGUCCCUCCUCCUAUAUACAUCACAUGCAUGAAAACACUGGUGUCUUCUGGCUGACUUUUCACACCUGACCAUGAGUUCCUCGCUGAGACACUAGACCACAGUGAAACCUUUCUUGCUGACUCUUUCCCUCAUGGAAGCACUUCCAGGCAUCCAGUUUUCUACAGAACGUUCCAUUCCACAUUUCCACAUACACUGGACUGACCCCCAUCAUGAGGUUGAAAACCUUAGGACGUCAUCUUUCUUUUUGCAUACUAUUUACUUAGGGUGGAAGACUGCAACUUUAUCCUCCUUCAACCAAUCCAACCUCUCUCUCCUUAUGUGUUUCUACUUCUCCCAGACCAAUGGUUCUCAAUCUAGUUGCUAACUGUAUCGAUAUUAACCUGAUAUUAACCUAUUAGCUUUUUUUAAGGGCAAAAUAGAAAUAUAACAAAACAGAUAUCCAUCCCCAAAUCAAUUAAACUGGAACCUGUGUGGUGGAUCCUGGGUUGCCGUGGUUCUUUUUUUCUUCUUUCUCUCCCUCUUUACCUUUUCUUUUCUUUUUCUCUCUUUCUUUCUCUCUUCUUUUAAAUCCUCUGGUUAUUCUAAUCUAUUUAGCCAAGGUUACAAACCUCUAUUCUGGACCCAGGUCAAUUAACACCUCUGAUGAAAUCUCCUCCAGCAUCUCCAGGCAUCCAUUCUCUAACUGCGUGCUGACCAUGUCCCCCCUGCUCUUUUAGCACUAAUCACAUUUACUCUCCCAA
This is a messenger RNA of Dama dama (fallow deer), 4409 nucleotides long. It is a transcript of the gene C9, whose product is annotated as complement C9. Gene Ontology annotation, biological process: immune response. The record is from RefSeq and is a predicted model, not a curated record. Gene Ontology annotation, molecular function: protein binding. NCBI's taxonomy places the organism in Eukaryota, Metazoa, Chordata, Mammalia, Artiodactyla, Cervidae. Gene Ontology annotation, cellular component: membrane attack complex. The transcript has 11 exons. The coding region runs from base 83 to 1729 and encodes 548 amino acids.